GUGAUUAAUCUUCAAUCAUAACUUGAGAGAAUUAUAAUCUUGAUAUUAUGUUUGUGUAUUCACAGAUCACCAGAGAUGCGAUAAAUGGAAUUCUGCAUACCAGGUUGUAUGCAUCAUCAUAUUACUGGCUUUGGUUGCAUUCUUCGUCGUCGACAUAAUCUUUUUCUUAAUGUACACAAAGCUUGAGAAUAAAUAUCUCUUGGACACGGCAUCAUUCCUUUGUCUCAACUUCCAAACGUUCUCAAUCAUCAUCUACACCUUCAUCCGUUUGAAACUCUGCUGUUGGAGGGGUAAUCCUGAUUUCCAUGCCAUGCCCUAUGAUAUGGACACAUGCGUGAGACGCGUGACACUGGUUCAAGCGUUUUACAAUACUUCUGGGAAAUGCUACUUAAAAUCACGUUGUUCACUGGCCAUUGAGAUCCUGAUGUUCUUCUUGAUUCCUCUUUUGAACGCAAUCCUACAGAUAGUUUUAGGAUUCUCGGUGUUCUUCAUUGGUUGUGAAAGCAACUGGCAAAUGGCGACUCUCGUCAUCAAAUCAGUCUUGUAUAUCUACUAUGGUUGCUUCUGGUAUGUGGUGUACGUCCAGCGCGUCUACCUGAAUUGCCAACUAAACAACGCACUAGACACAAUCAGAAAACUGGCUGGACAAACAGACUGCGAAGGCACCCGGGAAGGCGCCCGAAGAUUGAUCGAUCGCAUCUAUUCGGUGUUCAACGUUUUUCGAUAUUUUACAGGAUGGUUGAUGGCCUUCACCUUGCUAACUGUAACCUUCCAUUCCCUUUGCUGCGGCAUUUUUUCAUACUGUAAAUCAUCCAUGGUGACCUCAAGAGACAGUUAUUUGAUAGUAAUGCUUUGGAUCCAAAACAUUAUGUUUUUUGUUGUGCCAAUAUAUGCUAUCGGAGGACUCAACCUGGAGUCUCUUUGGAAAAAUUUCCGUCAUGUCCUCAUCAAAUGCAAAGUUCAAGGUCAAAGUGAGUUCUGGAAUGAAGUUUGGAGCUACGUGACUCAUAUAGACACAUUGGCGUCUUUCCUGCUGGUAUGGACAGGGCUUUUCCCAUUUGUUGGUGUCUUUCUGAAAUUUAUGGUUGCACAGAGAGACAGCAUAAGUUUGGAGUACUGGAGUUACCUAUCUAAAUCAUGCAUUGAUUCAAUGGAAAGCAACACGUGUCUGGUUUAGUUGCCCUAUCCUACAUGCUAACUUUACAGGUGACAGGAAAGAAGAAGAAAAAGGAGAAGAAAACAGAAAAGUAUAAGAGUGAGAAAGAGAGAAAAAGACCCCCAAAUCGAGAGGGAAAAAGAAGAAAAGAAGAAGAAGGAAUAGGAAAAAGAACAAUAAAUUUCAAAUGUUGUAACAGGAUUAUAUAUGGGCCUACCACAAAGUCAACCACAUGCUUCGAAUUAUUUUUCAGAGCACGCGUACACUCGCCCAUUUAUAGGUAGUAUUACGGCAACGUCAAAUGGCGCAUCGUAUAGACGUAACUCACCAACCGACGGUAUUGGUGCCGCCGCGCGCCGCUGUCAUUGCAAAUUUCCGCACAUCCAUGUAGCUAGUUGAAUAAGAGAUAAUUGCAACUGUACAGCCGAAGUUGCUCCUGAUUGGUCAGUAAUUUCAUUGAGGUCCAAACAGUUCCCUCCUUGGAUGGAAAUAUUUGGAGCUCCAUGAUUAAUUUUGUUUAAUCUAUGACCCCAGUCGCGUAAGCAUACCACUCGCGUGUCACAACUAUUCUCUCUCAGUACGCUCUGCACUCACCCACAAGUUGGCGCCUCAGAAACGGCGCCGCGUCGUCCAUUAUCCUGUACACAUGUCUAAGCUGCUUUUUUGGUCGGCGGAGUUUGCACGUUAUGUGGAAGAGGUGUACAUAUAAUACUUAGGUGUGUAAAUAAUUUUGUAGACAACUUGGUGAAAUUUAAUUGAUAAGAUUUCAAGUGUAGUGACAUCUCCAACAUAUAUUAAUGUGAGGUACCAUUUUUAUGAAAGAAAUGUUGAUAAAAGAGGUUAUU
Molecule: messenger RNA, 2001 nt
Organism: Strongylocentrotus purpuratus (purple sea urchin)
Lineage: Eukaryota; Metazoa; Echinodermata; Echinoidea; Camarodonta; Strongylocentrotidae
Exons: 2
Coding region: 170-1177 (335 amino acids)
Source: RefSeq, a predicted model, not a curated record